AUUCAACUAGUGAUGUUGAAGUUGGGUGCAACGUCAUGUGUUUCACCGUACAAAGUUAGGUAUUGCCCAGUCUGAAGACCUCUUUUUUAUUACUCAGUGGAGGCAGCCAUCUAAUCAGCAACCUUUGUUGCUUUCUUAUAAGGUCGGUGGCAGUCCAAAUCAACCUCCCUUGUUUUCUCAUUGUCGUGUCAAUCAUAUCCCUGCUCUGCCUUGUUAUUUAACAAAGACAUAAGGUAAAUUCGUUAAUUACAGGCAAAAUCUCGAGGACUUUUCUAUAAUUUAACACGGCAAACUUUGAACUCCCGCUGGCUCCACUUUCUCCAUUUCCUAAUUUCUUUAACUGGCAGAGAGAGACUUACUUUACUUGCUCUGCCUUUAUAUAUCAACGCAACACUUGCUCAAAAGCCUUCCCCUUCCCCUUCUCUCUUUCUCUCUCAAAGAAGUAGCAAUGCUAGGAAGUAGAAAGGAAUGGAGCAGAGGAAAGCAGGAGGCUGAAAUGAAAGGAAGCGAGUCAGAAGUGGCCCUCCAAGAGGCUAUCAACAAAACCCAAUUUUAUAAACCUGAAGAAGAAAUGAAGGGAAAUCGGGACAACUCUCUUUCUGCUGAGCUCGAAGUCGAAGGCUUAUUUGGCGAUGAUUUCUCUUUCUGCUUCAAAACUCUGGACAUGAUAAAUGGGUUGUCGAGUUGUGGACUCACAGAGUCAUUUGAGGCAUGGUCUCACUCUCAACAAAAGAGCUCCAAGCAAUCUAGCAUUGACGCCCAGUCAUCAGUUUGUGUUUCAGAUUAUAAUAAACCAAAACAAACAAGAGUGAGCAGCAGUGGCUCCUCAGACGAUGAAGAAGAGGUGGAGAUAGAAGCAGGUCCUUGUGAACAGAGCACAAAUCCCACUGAUUUAAGACGCAUUAGAAGGAUGGUUUCAAACCGAGAGUCAGCUAGACGUUCAAGAAAAAGAAAACAAGCACAUUUGCACGAUCUUGAAUCGCAGGUUGAGGAACUUACAGGAGAGAAUGCUUCUUUGUACAAACAACUUCUAGUUGCCACUCAGCAAUAUCGUGAUGCUGAUACAAAUAAUCGAGUGCUUAAAUCAGACGUGGAGGCUUUAAGGGCAAAGGUGAAGCUGGCUGAAGAUAUGGUGACUCGAGGUUCAUUGACCUGUAACAUGAAUGAAGUUGUUCAAAAUCAUCUAACUUCUCCUCAAUCGCUGAAUAACCAUAAUCUACGAGUUUCACCAACCAUCACAAUCAACAGAGAAGAUGCCUCAUCAUAUGUUGGUGGAUUGACAAUUUCAGGACCUGGAAUUGAUAAUCUUAAUAACGUCAAUCUCAGGAAUAGCUGUGUUUCAGAACUUUGGCCAUGAUAGAUUCAAACAAUCUCACUAAUGGUCUCUCCACGCUGUCCCUUAAGUUGUUUCUUGUUAUCCUUAUUGCAAGUUACUCUUGCUUAAACAGGUAGGUUUUUUUGGUCGAUAGGUGAUAAGAAAUGAAUGGUUCUAACGUAUUCAAUUAA
Molecule: messenger RNA, 1506 nt
Organism: Manihot esculenta (cassava)
Lineage: Eukaryota; Viridiplantae; Streptophyta; Magnoliopsida; Malpighiales; Euphorbiaceae
Product: basic leucine zipper 9
Exons: 6
Coding region: 449-1357 (302 amino acids)
Biological process (GO): regulation of DNA-templated transcription
Molecular function (GO): DNA-binding transcription factor activity
Source: RefSeq, a predicted model, not a curated record